Messenger RNA from Arabidopsis arenosa, 1619 nucleotides. Lineage: Eukaryota; Viridiplantae; Streptophyta; Magnoliopsida; Brassicales; Brassicaceae. The record is from the annotation of a GenBank genome assembly.
AGCAGAGCAAAAUCCUUCAUAAUGCGACCUCCGUUCAAUUCCUUCCAGCCUCAAGCUCGUCCUCAUCGACCGCAACAUCAACAACAACAACAACAACAGAACAAUGGGUAUUCUAAUCACCACCAACAACACAAUGGGUAUCAGAACCCAAUGAACUCUAAUCAAUUAGGGAUGAUGAAUCCACAGAUGAUGAGUAAUCCAAUGAUGGGUCACAUGAACAAUCCUAUUCCAGUGCCCAAUAUGCCAAUACAUCCUCAGUUCUUUAACAAUAUGCCUCAACAACAACUUCAUCAGUUUGCUAUGCCCAACCAUAUCAACCAGUUACUUCCCAAUCUCUUGGGGAAUCUUCAGUUUGCAGUUGCUAAUAGUAACCUUAUGGGUCACUCUCUUCCCAAUUUGUUCCAGCCUAAUCUUGAACAUCCUGCUUUCACUUCUCGACCACAGCUUAAUUCCUUUAACUCUCUUCCUUAUCCUCCGGUUCCAAAUCACCAAUUGCGGCCUCUGGGUUUCUCAGAGCCAAGACCACAGGGGCAGUCAGUAGGAAUUGUCGAUAACACCAAUGGUUCCGGUCCUAAAAGCAAUGAUUUUCGAAAUAAGUUUCCAAAGCAUCAAAAUUUCAAAGGACCUGGUCAAGGAUUCCAGAGACCUCAGUUGCAUCAAGCAGAUAAUGGAAAGAGAAAGUCUGGAUUCAAUAAGGAUCACAGGGGCAAAGGGAACUAUAAUAAGAUGAAAAAUGGGCUCGAUGGAUCUGAUACUGGUAACAUAGCUAAGGAGAAGAAAAGAUCAUAUGCUUUGAUGUAUACACCAAAAGAUGUUCACCAAUGGCGUGAAGCUCGGCGUAAGAAUUUUCCAACGAGGCUCAAUGUCGAAAAGAAAGUAAAGAAAAAUGUUUCAGCCGGCAUCCUUGACGAGGAAGCAAAAAUGCGUCGUCAGCAACUCCGGGAAGUUCUAGCAAAGCAGGCUGAGUUAGGUGUUGAAGUUGCAGAAGUUCCUUCACAUUAUUUAUCCAAUACAGAUGAACAAGUUCGUGGAGAUAAUGGAGACAACUAUGGAAAUUUUCAACACAAGAAUGGGCAAAAGGGAAAAUUCCAGAACAAUAGACAUAAGAUGAGAAGACAUGGUAAAAAAGACAAGUUUGAUAAGAAACCAAGACUCGAUGGCAAAAAUUCAUCUCAAGAAUCUCCCAUGACGACUAAAAAACCUACAUUGCUUGAGAAGCUCCUAAGCGCAAACAUAAAGAGAGACAAAAUCCAUUUAUUACAGGUCUUCCGCUUCAUGGUAAUGAAUUCAUUGUUGGAGGAGUUUCCAGAGCAACCUCUGAAGUUACCUUUGAUUACGGUAGAAGAAACUGGCUGUGAACAUGCUAUGGAAGAUCCGUCAAUUGACGCUUUAUGCGAUGACCUUAGUGAUGACGAUGAUGAUGAUGUUGAUGUGGGUGAUAACUCAUGUGAUGAAGAUGUUGUUGCUUAAGUUUGUAAGAUCAAAACAUGAGUACAAGGAUUUGUGAUAUUGAUCUAAUAUGUGUUCCCUUUUUGAAGAUAUGUUGUCCGCAGGAAACAGUACGAUAAAGAACCUGAUACAUGGAACAUUGAGAGUAAAAAUAAAUUAUAGUUUGUUUC